Klebsormidium nitens is the source of this 6123-nucleotide messenger RNA. The record is from the annotation of a GenBank genome assembly. Lineage: Eukaryota; Viridiplantae; Streptophyta; Klebsormidiophyceae; Klebsormidiales; Klebsormidiaceae.
AUGGCGGAAGGUGGCCCAGCUGUAUUGCUUGAGCUGGAAACCACCAAGCUGCCUCUGAUUCAGCUCAGCACAAAGCUGCCAGUCCCUGGGGCCAUCGCCGCUCUUCUGGAGAGCGCUUUCCCUUCACUUUACCCAAGCACCCCACUUCCGGAGAACAAAGAAAAGGAAGCUGCUGUAGUCUCUUCUGAGCAGCUUCCACCCAUCAACACCAAUCCUGGGGAGACCUCUUCAGAAUUGGAGCAAGUAUUGCUGGCAAAGGGCAUGGAGCAGCCUCCGCUGACCAGGCAAAAGUCCGCCAAGGUGACUGCAAAAGGGGCCGCGCCUAGUUCUCGACCGGGGAGCAAAGGGGGCACCAAGCCAGGAGCUCAGAAACAAGAGCCGGCGCCAAGCACUACAGCAGCUGACGUCAGCACAGGGCAUGCUGACGUCAGCGCGGGUUCCGCUGAUUCAGCGGGCCAGCUUUCCAGCCAGAAUGGAAGUACGGUAGAGGAUAAAGCUGGGGCUGAGCAAAUGGGGCAGAGUGAUUCGUUCAAGAAGAGAAGUGGGCCCAACGGCGAGAAAUCUGCAAAGAUUGAGCUAGAGUGUCAAGAGUCAGUGCAGCAUGGCACCGAGCUCAUAAGCUAUCUUGAGCGGCAGCUUAUACAGUCCAAGGAAGCGGACGAGGCCCAAUUGCUAGACGACGAUGCUGUCUUCACUCCGAACCACAGGAAAACGGGUCUGCCGAUGCAACCUUCGCGGCUGGUCGUUGACCGGGUGAGGUUAGCGGAGGAUGGUUUGCUUGACCCAAAGGAGAUACUGGAGAGGGAAAAGGAGAUGGAGGAGCAAGCGCAGAUGCCUCCGAGGACUUUGGAGUAUUUGGAUGUAAAUGCAAAGGGAUAUUUGAAGACGACGGUCAACUUAGCCGUGCGGCAGAAGAUUACGCUGGGGAGAGCGGCCACACUAGGAGCCAGUCUCAGUAAGAGAACACGAGACCCCAAGGCCGGCGCUACCGCCAAUGGCAAGAACAGCCUCCUAAGCGGUCGGGAGUCCUCUACCGACCCGACACUCAGGUCCGCUAAGCUGAGCGACGCGCGCCCGGAGCAGCUUGGGAGGACCCGGGUGGAAAAGGAACUAAAGCGGCACAUCCUGGAAGGGCUCACGGGGAAGAUGCAGUAUCUGCCGAACCCACGAUACCGAAUGGAUACGCUGACCCUAAAGCCUGUGCCUAGCAAGGCCAACGCGACCAGCCUUCCGGGAACCGAGCUUGUUGUGGCGCCGUCUUCGGUACAAUUCAGCGACUACGAUGCCGGAAAGAUCUACGAGCAGACGCUCGAGAUCCAUAACGUCAGCAGCAUUAGCCGGCGCGUGAGGGUUCUCCCCCCGUCCUCCGGCCUCUUUGCCGUCUCGCUCCCCCACUUCCCCACCCCUGCCGGCCUCAUCGCCCCCGGUAUGCACUGCACCGUCACCGUUUCCUUCGCCCCCAAAACCCUGGCUGACGUCACCGACUACGUCACCGUCCAAAGCGACCUGACGUCAUUCCACGUGGCGCUCUACGCCCGGAGGGAUCCCCCGGUACUGACGCUGCCCGCGGUCCUCGACUGCGGGGCGUGCCUGGUUGACCACACGUCGGUGCUCAAGUUUCCGUUCCGCAAUUCCGGCGGACCGGGCGCGUUCCGGCUGAGCUUCGUGCCGGACGGAACGGAAACAGCGGACGGCGUCCAGCAGUGGCGCAGGGCGGAGGAAAGUGAGGUGGGACGGAACGAGAACGGAACGGAAACAGACGGGGGAACGGAAAACGGCAGGGCAGAAACAACGUGUGGAGAUACCUCAGCUCGAUCAGGCAACGAGAACGAGAUUGCUUCAGCAUCGGUUACAAGAGCAGUUCCCGGUGUGAAUGGCCCCGAGGGCUUGCAGAAAGGCCUGGAAGACGGUCCCCUGACGGCUCAGUGGGGCCCGUUCACACUCUUUCCGGCGUCUUUCCGCCUCGGCCAAUCGGAGGCAGCCACGAUAACGGUCACUUUUAACCCUCACAGUGAGGACCAGUUUCGAGAAUCCCUCCAGCUCGCGUGCGACAAUUGCCGGUCGCAGACGCUGGAAGUGGUGGGGCGGGGCGCUAUCCUGGACGUACACGUGGCAGAGAUCGAUGGCCGAGGAGUGGGAGAAGGGGAGCUCCAGCAAGGGGUGUGGUUCGAGGCCACUCCCCCAGGGGCGCCUCUCCAUCGGACGGUCACCGUGGAGAAUCGGACGGCUCUGGAUGUCCCGGUCCGGUGUGAACUGGCCGCGGUGAACGACGAGCUAGAAGAGAUGCGUCUGACGUAUGCAGACGUCAGCGGGGUGAGGGGGGCCAGCCAGGGGGCGGAAAGUGCUUCGGGAGGAGGAAGGGUCGGGAGGCGUUGCAGCGGCAGCUCUUCCGGCAAAACCGUAGCGGAACGGAGCGGCCCAGUGUUCACGGUUGAGCCGACUGAAACUGUGAUCAGGGCGGACUCCCGAGCGGAGUUUGUGCUGACGUUUGCACCGGACCGGGUCGAUCUUCUCCAAGCCACCGCUCGGUUCGAAGUCGACACUCGGCGUGUAAAUUAUGCCGGGGGGGCAAAUUUUGGCGCAACUUUGAGCUCUUUUGGGGAGAGGCAAGAGCAGAAUAGCACACUAUCUUCUUCCCUGAGUGCACGGCGGAAUCCGCUGAGCAGGAGCGGAACCGGCAGGCUUGAGCGGUUGGCCAGUAGAAAGGACAGAACGGCUGCGUCUUACGCGGCCGUUUCAGCGGAUAAUGGUGGGGGACCGGUCACAACUUCGGAGCUAGUGUUAGGCGGCGUGGGGGCGUUCAUAGCGGUGGAAUUGACACCAGAGGUUUUGGCAUUCCCAGGGGAAAUGUUGAUUGGUCAGGCGUACAGGCAGACGGUGACGCUCAGCAACAAGAGCGCGGCAGCGGCGCGCUUUUCGUGGGCGGAAUCCGGUCCUGGAGCGGAAUCUGGCCCUGGAGAGGGCGGGGUGCUGAGAAGAGGGCCAGACUUAAGGAAUUCUGGAGCGCGGCCGGGUUGUGACGUCACAAUCGCAAGCGGUGAUGCGUUCUGUCGGCCGUCCGUUUCUUUUUCGCCGCGAGAAGGGACGGUUCCGCCUUUCGAAGAGCUGUUCGUCGAAGUCGAGGUGACGGCCCGCCACCUGGGGCCGUUCGACGCCGGUUUCGAAUGUCGGCUCGACAACUUCUUUGGGGGGCCGCUUCGGUUGCGCGCGCGCGGCCGCGCGGUCGCGCCCGCCGUGCGCUUCGAUCAGGCGGCCGCGGAGUUUGGGCUGGUGGAGAGGGGACACGUGGCGCAGAUAGAGGUGGUCGUGCGGAACGAUUCCGGCGUUCCGGCCAGGUGGGCAGUUGAGCAGAUAGCGGAAGCGCAAUUGGAAGCCGGAACUGCAAGUCGAGAGCAACUCGCACGGCAGCAAUCAAUUAGACAACUAGAGGUGUCAGCUGCAGGGAGAACGGAACCGGAAACCGAAUCAGAUGCGACUGUGGGAACGGAAGCGGAAGGGGUUCCCGCAGCGCGAGAUACGGAAUCGGAGCCCUCAGACGAAGAGUCAACAAUUGCAGACAGAGCAAAAACAGGGGCAGAGAGUGUAAGAGAUAGAGCGGAUGGUUCAUUGUUGGGCGGAACCGAACCGGAAAUGUCGAGAGGAGCGGAAUCUAGUUGGGGCCCUUCGCCCUCGUUCUGCCGAAGUCUAGAGCGCGCCACUUCUGUCAAGUCUACCUUUGGCGAGUUUGUGUCUCCCCACGUGCUCGAGAUCAGCCCGUCUUCCGGGUUUCUCGGCGCAGAAUCUUCCACCAGGGUCCUCAUUUCGUUUAGCCCGGCCCAUUGUCAACCCCUGCAAAUGGUUUUGGAGCUCCGCUCCGGACCGGUCUCGGGAGACGAUUCGGAGUCUGGCGCAAGUGCUAUGAGCUUAAACGGAAGCGGAACGGAAGUGAAGCACAUCCUAGCCACCGCCACUGUCGUCGCGCCACGUGUCGUGCUCGACCGUUCGGAGCUCGACUUGGGUACGUGCUUCGUCAACAUGCCGCUCGAACGGAACCUCGUCCUGCUGAACCUUUCCGCAAUUCCGGCGGACUUUGCGUGGGCGCCGGAAAUGUUAGGCGACCCCUCGGAAUCUUUAGAAGUCUCGGUUGUGCCGCAAAUUGGGCGGAUCCCAGCAAAGGGACGGCAGGAACUGCUAGUUAGAAUCAGCCCGGUGCGGGAGCCGGCCGGCGGGGCGGAUUCCGCUCUGCCUACUGGAAAGUUGGGGAGCUCCGUGGAGAAAAUACUGGCGUGCGACGUUCCGGGAGCGGACGUUCCGUUGGCGCUGCGGAUUCUGGCCAAGGUCCAGGGGCUGCGCUUUUCCUUUGAGGUGCUCGGGGGGGCGACGCUCAAUGGGGGAACAGACUCUGCGAAGACCCCCGUGAUCGAGAAUGGUAUUUCAGCCAGAUGUGGUCGUGACGGGACGGGGCGCCAUACUGAAGACAGCGGUAUAAGGUGCGGAACGGAAGACAGCGGAACGGCACAAGGCGGAGUGGCGGGGUUGCCCCUACCAGAGCCGACACAAGAGUCGCCUCUGGAGAACGGAGCCGGCCCGCAGCCAAUACUACCGGCCGCAGCGGAAGCCUCCGGAGCGGACUCCGUGGCGGAACCCCGCGGAACCGCCGAGGUCAGUGACGGGGACAGCACAGAUCCGCUGUCUGGAACGGAAUCCUCCGGAGAGCCUGCUCUGGAUUCCGGGCACUCGUUAGCGGAAAAGAAGGUGGAGCUUCUAGUCACCGAGGAUCAACCGGGGCCCAGUCGGUCGGAGCCGCUAGCCAGCGUUCCGGCGCGCUUGGACUUCGCUUCCGCUCUGUCGAUCGGCGAGCGGAAGACGCUCACUCUGGUCGUGAAGAACCACAGCGGGGUGCGUGCUCCGAUUUCCGUCCGCCUGCUCCACAUGGGUUCUUCCAUCUCGAGCGGAACGCUUCUUUCCAGCGGACUGCUUUUCUCGAACGCCGGAAGCGUGCAUUCCGCCGGCGGAUUGGCUAGCGGACAGAGCAGCCUGGGCAGCGGAUCCUGGCCGUUGGAUGUGUCAAAAUCAAGGGUGACGAUGUCCGGAGACCCGGGGCAAAGCACCGGGAAGAGGAAGGGCCAGAAGGCCCUACUUGGAAACGCCCAUGAGACUGCCCGGAACUUCAGCUCGUCACUGGGGCAGACUGUGCUGACGAAACGACAGGAGAAGAAGGGCGAGAAGCAGAUCUUGGACGGCGACCGCCCCGCUGUGCUGACAGUUACGCCGUCGCCGGAGGGAACCCUCGAGCCCUGGUCCACGUGGCAGUGCGACGUGACGUGCUUCUCGAGCGUCUGCGGACACUUUUUGGAUGUGCUGACCUGCCAGGUGGGCGACUUUCCUCCGACCGAGAUCCCGGUAACCCUAGCCGUUUCCGGGACGCCCCUCUUCCUCCACCGCGACCGGAAACUUCUAGAGGGAUACGCGCGCACAAGCCGCGAGGGCCGCGCGCUGCGCGUCGCGUGGGCCGAUGCGCCGUUCGCGCCCUCGCCCGAACCCCAAACCUUCUGGGUCACGAACCCGUCGCCCGCGCGCGCGCGCGUCGAGUGGGCGUUCGAGCGGCCCGCAGGGUUUGGGGGUUUGGCGCCCGCGCGCGUCGAGAUGCGCGUCGAUGGGGAGGGGCGGGUGAAAGUGGGACUGGAAGAGAGGAUGGAAGAACUGGGAGAGGGGGAGAGCUGUUUUAAAGUGGACCCAAAAGUUCAGGAGCUGGCCCCCCGGUCCUCCGCCCCGGUCACUCUCACCUUCUCACCCCCUCACCCCGGCACCGUCGAAGCUCUGCUCGUCGGCCGCCAUACGCUAUCCGAGCCUUCCCCCGGCGUAUGGUCGCAAUUCUCUAGGCUUCCGCCCACUCUUGACUCCCUGCGCGUGACUCUUAGAGCUUCCCGGUCUGUCCCGCGGUUGGAAUCGGGGCGGAAGCAGUUGCACUUCACGUGCUUUGCGGGGGAUCCCCCCGGCGCGAAGACGUUUUCCCGGGCGGUUACGUUCAGCAACGUGCAGCCGUUUGCGGUGUCGGUGACCGUGGAUGUGACCGGGCCUUUUUUGGCUGAGGACGUGCAAGCGUCGCUGGCGUCUUCUCAGGCGAGAAAUGAAACCAUAUAA